UUUCCUUCACGAGAUUGAUCUAAGCGUUGCGCGAGACACAGUUUUUUGUAUUUUAUCGCUUUUACAGUUCAGGUUCAAAGUUAUUAUGACCAGUUAACAAUGCUGCGUUCCAAAAAGGAUGUAGACCGCCACGUGCGAGAUAUUUUGAAUAAAAUCAAGAGCGAGGACGAGAGAAAAGUUCGGGGUUAUAACAUUGCCCGGCUCUACUUUAACAUCAAUGAGUAUGAGAGUGCCCGUCGUUACUUGAGUGAAUUCCUAACAGUGCGCCCUAAAGCAACAGAUGCUCAUCGUUUAUUAGGCCAGAUCAAUGAAGGUCUUGGAAAUAAAGAAAAGGCAGUACAAUCUUACAAGACCUCCUAUGAACUAGGUGGUGGCCAAAAGGACCUCAUUUUGAAAAUCUGUGAGCUAUAUACAGAAGUACAGUGUGACAAUUCGGUACGUCUGUAUUGGGCAGAAGAAGGCCAUAGGCUCUAUCCUCACAAUGAAAGUGUUGUCAAGUUACGUGAAGCUCUUCUCACGGGUUCAGGAGCACACUCACGGGAGGAGCUUGAAAAAUUAUACCUAGAUGAAAUUAAAGCUAAUCCAACAGAUGUUAGACUACAAACCAACCUCCUGCAGUUGUAUAAAGACUGGGGAGCUGAAGACAAAAAUAAGCUCAAUGAAGCCUACAAUUAUGGGUGUCAGGUGGAGGCACGUAAACCAUUUUCAGAAUCACUGGAAUGGUAUAAAACCCUAUUUGAUAUCAUGCAGGAAUACCGCUCAUCAGCUGAUGUUAGCAAUGAAAAGGAAUUCCACAUCAACUAUUUGUCUGCCCAAGAGCGACUUGUCUACCUCACUUUGGCCUCAAGCAGCAGUACUGCACUCCUAUCCCAGUGUACCCUCACAGAUGCUGCUGCACUCCUACACAAGUUUGAUCAAGAUUUGAAGACCAGUUUAGAAGUGGUGGAUCAGAAUUCUUCUUUUGGUCAGAUGAUGGUGGGCCAGUUGUACCUGCAUAUGGCUAUAUUCCUUUUACAAAAUGCAAAGAAGGAUGGCCUUACUCACACAAGUACCAGUGCUGGAGCACUGCUGUUUCAUGCCUGCAAAUACCGGUCAUCUGAAAGUGCCACGCAGUCAAAGUCGUGGAGUUCAAGAGAUCAGUUCUGGUAUAAAUUAACUUGUCACAGACUAUCUCAGGCUGCUCAUGUCCUUAACCAUAUGGCUAAAACUGAAUCUGAAAAGAAUAAGUUUUUAAACAAAGUGAAACAACAGUGCAGUAAUAAGCAAGCUCAGGAGAAUAUCUACCUGACUCUGUUUGGAGCUUCUAAUGCCAACAAGAAGGAAGGGAGCUUUUUCCUCAGUGAUGAGCAGUUUAUCUCAAAGCCCCUGACAUAUCCUGAAGCUGAACAAGUGAAAGUCUGGGAUAAUGUUGUAGGAACCAUGUACUGCUCAAGUUUGCGUGACAUGGUGUGGUUGUGUCUGCAGCAAGCCCCAACUAGUUGCAAGGAACCUCAGCCAUACUACACAUAUACAUUGUUUGAAGGUCUUCAGUUUUCCACGACCAAUGUCAAUACAGGGGCUCCAGAGACCCUGUGCCAUCUUGAUCUCCUAGCUUUCUUGGCUGCAACUGUGUAUUGCCAAAUUGCAGCUGGAAAAGAGAAUAAUGGUCCUCCUCCAGCCUCCAUGCCAACAGUGGUUGCAUCAGUUCUCAAUACAACUGAACAAGCAGAAUGGUGGACUGCUGCUUACACGCUCUUUACCAACCGUGCUCACCAUAGGCUUAGUAAGCUACGUAUGAUCUUGCAGCGAGGUCUGGAGGUCAUAAGAGCUGUUGGCAACCAUGGUGUUGACUUAGCUCUUAUGGCACACUUGGCACAAUGCUUUUCUACCUGGGCAACAGCAGCCAAAGAGGAUGGAAGUACAGCAAGUGAAGUAGAUGCCUUAGAGGACCGGGCAGAACACUACUGGCAUCGAGUACUCACACUUUGCCAAAGGGCUGCGAGGAAUGUCAUAAAUGUUACACCAAGGAAUCGACUCUUUGUUGUACAAAACAUAUCUCUAAGUGCAGAGGAACGCUCCAAGGUUGAGGAGGAAGGGAAAUACUUCCUAGCCAUGAGACUUGUGCAGGCAGGGAAGCUGCAGGAGGCCAUACAAGCACUUGGAGAAUUGAAAAGUCCUGAAGCAUCAUUUCAGAGGGCAAUGUUGUAUAAAGAACAGGCCCAAGCUAUUACUGGUGAAGGUGGUGUAGAAGCCAUGACAGGAGACAUGCGUUCACAACACACUAUUCUCUUAACACAAGCAAGGGAUACCCUUUAUCUCACUCUUGACAGAUUGCGGAUGCCAGGUGUAGAUCGUUUUCAUCCUCUCAACACAAAGUUGAGUCAGCAACUGGAGGAUGUUGAAAGGCGUCUUUCACACAUCAAUGUAGAUCAAGAUACCCACACUCAGCGAGAGGAUGAUACAGAGUCCAUUUCAGAUGCUUCCCAGUCACCUCGACCUGAUUUGGCUAAUGGACAUGUUAUAAAUGCAUCUCAGCCUCCACAGAUGUUUAGUACGCCAUACAGGGAUAACAGAAAUAGUAGCAGAAUAACAAGACAGGAGGCCCGUCCAAGCCCAGAACGUCUGGAUGCACAAGUGAGAGCUAUCUCAGAGGUUCAAGAAAAUACAUUGAGAAACAUGGAGGACACAUUAAGGAAUAUGGAAGAACAGAAUGGGGCACUUAGAGCCCAGAAUGAAGCUCUCAGAGACACAUGUGCUACAAUGGCGCAAGAGGUCAAGGAAAAUGCAUCAUUGUUUCGCAGUAUUCUUGAACAGAACAAAAGUAUCUCCCAGGAAGCAUAUAAUGCUGUACUUAAUGAAAUGAAACAAGUUCAAAUAAGUAUAAAAGACCUGCAGACUCAAGUUCAAGGUAUAGCAGUUGAUGUAGCAGACUUGCGAGCCAUGAAAGCAGAUGCAAAGCACACUGAAGUUGUUGAAGCAAAGGCCAGUGAAGAACAGGUAGCUGUAGACCUUCCUGCUGCAGCAGUAGUGCCAGCUGGAUUAUACAGUGGUUACAUGGGAUACUACAGUCAGCAACCUGUACCCAACCCAUUGAUGCCUUCUCCAGGGCUCUUUGGGAACCCUCCUUUCUUCCCACCUUCCACUCUCCCAGAACAGACAUACAGCAUGCCAUCAAGUGUUAACCAGGGGACAACAGUAACCAGUCUAAGUCAGACAGGAUCUUCAAUAGUGACCCAGGCUCUUGGCUCCCCUGCUAUUGUUACUGCUAAGGAGCCACUGCCAUCACCCUCUGGAAUCACUGUUGCACAGAGUCUUGCUACAACAAACUUGGGUAAUGUGAGUUGGAGUGUGGCACAGGGCAUUAGUUCUUCAUCUGGCACCACCAGCAGUGCGCAGAUAAUGCCACCUGUUACCAGUGCUCCUCAUGCCUUCCAGAUUACAAUGCCAGCUGUGUCUGCAGCUCUGACACCACCACCUGCUUCUGCACCUGAGGAGCAGCUGUCAAUCACCCUUCCAUGCUCUGCUACGGGUCUCCUGGCCAACAUACCCGCCCCCCUGUACUCAGCAGUCACUCCUGACUCGUCCCCCCAACGAGGCCAGUCACAGGUUAAAUCACUGUCUCCGUAUUUGUCAACGGGCGGCUUGUCUCCCGCAGCCAACAAUCUGGAUGCUCCAUCUGCCUCGUCUGGUUCACAGGACUGCACAAUCACAUUUUCAGGGACCUUUAAGACUCCUGGGGGCAUUACCGCAACAGAAUUCCCUGCUCCAAAGGCAAAGGAAACAGCUGAUGAUGACAAUGAUCGGUAUGUAGAGGAUGACCAUGACCCAUGUCCAGAUUUCAAGCCUGUAAUUCCAUUGCCGGAGAAGGUGGAGGUUCGCACAGGGGAAGAGGAUGAAGAGGUAUUGUUUGAAGAGAGAGCCAAGCUCUUCAGAUUUGUAGAAAAGGAAUGGAGAGAGAGAGGAACAGGUGUUAUGAAGCUUUUGCACAACCCAGCCCAGGGCUCUGUGCGUGUUCUAAUGAGGAGAGACCAGACCCACAAGAUAUGUGCCAACCAUCUUGUGUAUUCUAAUAUAGAGUUGCAGGCCAUGAAGGGAAAUGACAAAGUUUGGAUAUGGGCUGCACAGGAUUAUGCUGAUGAAGAAUUGCGUAUGGAGAAGUUCUGUUGUCGAUUCAAAACUCUGGAGAUAGCUACAAGCUUUAAGGAUGCUUUCAUGAAAGCAAAAGCAAUUGUCAAGGAGAAUGAAGAUAAAUUGGAGAAACAGCAGAUUUCAGGAGACUCAAUUAAGACUGCCAGCCAAGGACCUGUUAAACCAAGUUCAGGCAAAUCCCUAGCAGAAAUGUUUAAGCCAGCUGCAGGAUCCUGGACCUGUUCUGUGUGCCUGGUGAACAACUCUGCUGAAAUGAGCAAAUGUGCUGCUUGUGAAACUCCCAAUCCCAAUGCCCCCAAGGUUGAGGAAUCAGCUGCACCUCAGACACCCUUUGCCACAUUCAAGUUUAAAACCCCCACCAAUACUCCAGGUUCAUCAGCUACAUCUCCAGACAAGCUUGGCAUGGCAUCAACUCCUAACACUUCCUCUUCAGCUUCUGCCACAGGAUUUGGCUUCAGAUUUGGCUUAGACUCCUCAAAAACAACCAUCAGCCCCCUGGUCAGCUCAGCCCCAACUUCUUCCAGUGCUGCGUCAACCCCUGCUGCCAGUACUGACACAUCCAAGGAUACUGUUAAGUUCUCCCUAAGUGGGUUCACCUUCACUACCACUCCCACAUUGAAGCAGGAUAAGGCGGAAGUCCCAGAGAAGCCAAAAGAGGAGGAAAAGAAAAAGGAAUCAAUAUUUGCUAGUUUCUCCUUUGGGUCCAGUGCCGCAUCUGGUCCAGGAAAUUCAGGCUUCAAUUUCAGUGUGCCAACAAAAGACAGCAAGCCUGAAGGAUGUCCUGCAGUGUCAAGCCAGUCAUCUGGAGAUGGAGGGUUGUUCAGCAACAAACCAGCAGGCAAUUUGGUAUCCUUCAGCAGUUUGGCUUCCAACAGUAGUUCUACAUCAUCAAAUGUGUUUACCAUUAAGGAUACAAAAGCUUUUGAACCAAAGGCUUUGUUUGGAGGUUCGCAAGCAAAGUCACCCAGUAAGGACGAUGGUGAUGACAAAGUAGAAGAAUAUGAACCUCAGGUAGACUUCCAGCCAGUUGUUCCUUUGCCAGACCUAGUUGAGGUCAAGACAGGUGAGGAAGAAGAAGAGAGAUUAUUCUGCGAGCGAGCAAAGCUUUUCCGCUUUGAUAAGGACACCAAGGAAUGGAAGGAACGAGGCAUAGGCGAACUAAAGAUCCUUAAGAACAAUAUAACUAAGAAGAUUCGCAUUUUGAUGCGCCGUGAACAAAUCCACAAGGUGUGUGCCAAUCACUUCCUCACACCAGAGAUAAAACUGACUCAAAUGCAGACAUCUGACAAGGCAUGGAUUUGGGCUGCACAUGACUUCGCAGAUGAAGAAAUGAGGGAAGAGAGGUUUGCUGCCAGAUUUAAGACCCAAGAAUUGGCAUUGAGUUUUAAGGCAGCAUUUGAAAAGGCCCAGAAAGCUCUAGAGUCGGAGGCUUCAGACACCACAGCUGCUUCUGAAGCUGCCCCAAUUAAACCCUCAAAUACUGCUACCAGUUCACUAGCUGCUAUGUUCAAACCAGCUGCAGGAUCCUGGGAGUGUGAUACCUGCUUAGUGCGAAACAAACCUGAAGAUAAUGUUUGUGUUUCAUGUUCAAGCAACAAACCAGGUUAUGAACCACCUAAAGAGAGCACACUCCAAACACCCCAGUUUAGCUUUGGUAUUCCAUCCUCAACAACUGCUCCAAAAGAAUCGGCAAAGAAUGAUGAUAAACCUCCCCUUAAUUCUCUGGCAAGCAUGUUUAAACCAGCAGCUGGCUCAUGGGAGUGUAAUAGUUGUUUGGUGCGUAACAAUGCAGGAGAUACUGUAUGUGUUGCAUGUAAAUCUGGUAAAGAUGGUAGUGCUCCCAGUGCAGAUUCAACUACUGGUGAUAAAUCAUCUUUCAGCUUUGGCAUCAAAAGCGAUACAUCUUCAACCUCAAGUGGUUUUAGCUUUGGUGUAGCAGAAAACAAGACUGCAUUCUCAUAUAGCAUUCCCUCCACAAGUCAGAGUGCAACUGCCACUCCCUCUCAGCCAGCCUUUUCCUUUGGCAUAAGUGCAAAACCUGCCCAAGACAGCACUGAUAGUAAGCCUGCAUUUUCAUUUGGUAUCCCUGGCAGUGUAACCAUAAAACCUGUGCAAGAUUCUACUGUUGCAACAGAAACCAAACCUGCUUUCUCCUUUGGGGAACAAAGCAACAAGCCAUUCAGCUUCUCCUGGUCAACAACUACCCCAGCCAGCAUUGGGUCAGCCUCUACAGCAGGCACUUCAGCCUUCUCUUCAUCAACCUUUUCUCAGUCUAAGCCACAGGAGCAACCCUCAACACCAACCAAAGAAGAAAAACCAGGCUUUGUAUUUGGUAGCCCUGGAAAGUACGAGUUCUCAUUCACUGGAGUUAAAGCUCGUUCUCCCAGGUCAAGGGAUAUCAGUCAGUGUGAAUCAGAAGAUGGCCUUGUGGAAGAAGAUGAAGGAGACCAUCUUUAUUUUGAGCCUGUGAUACCAUUACCUGACAAGGUUGAUGUAGUAACUGGAGAAGAGGAGGAAACUUGUCUUUACUCUCAUCGGUCCAAGCUCUUCCGCUUAGUCAGUGGAGAAUGGAAGGAAAGAGGCAUAGGUGAUGUCAAAAUCCUGUGCCACAAGAAGAAUGGUAAGAUGAGGCUGCUGAUGAGGAGGGAGCAGGUUCACAAGAUCUGCAUGAACCAUUACCUGAAGGCAGACACAGAAUUCCGCAAAAAGGAUGAGAAGACCUUCUACUGGGCAGCAGUUGAUUACACUGAAAAUGAAGCACAAAAGGAGACCUUUGCUAUCCGUUUUAAGACCCCAGAGAUUGCAGCUGAAUUUUAUAAGGCAGUGGAUAGUGCAAAGGUUAAAUUAGGUGGAACUCCAACAGAAUGUCCUGUGACAAUAUCAUCAAGUCCUGUAAAAUCAGAAGAAACAAACAAAGAAAAGUCACCAGACACACCUCAGAGUAAUACUGAAUUCAAAUCAUCAACGCCAGUUUCUGUAAAGGCUGAAGCAGACACCACAUCAGGGGACGCUACAAGCAAGCCAAACAGCUCUAUCUUUGGAGGAACGCCCAGCAAGACACUGUUUGUAGAAACAAAAGGCGGAUCAACAGAAACAAUAGGCACAAUAUUUGGGAGUAGCACUGAACCAUCUUUCGUCACUAAUGUGUCUGCUACCUUCACACUAAGAGGUCCCGAUCAGCAGGGAAUACUAAAUGCAUCUGGUGGACCAUCUGUGUUUGGAGCAGCGACUACAAUGUCUACCACCCCAAGAAGCACCUUUAGCUUUGGAGACAAAUUCUCCUUAAAUCCAGAUGCUGACGACUGUGAGGUGGUCUACAUUAAGAGCAGUAAUGAGGAGCAGAAAUGCCAUGCCAAGGCAUUAAUGCUCCCUGAGAAUUUCUAUAGUUACAAAGAACAUCCAAGCUGCCCAGGCUGUGUGGGCUGUGAGGCAGAUGAUGAUGACAGUGAAGAUGUGGUGGAGGUUGUUUUUGAGAAGAAAGCUACACCUGAACAAGUACAGAAAGCUAGAAAGCUGCAGCUUCCUGAUAAUUUCUAUUUGUAUGAAGAUGCCCCUCCUUGCCUUGGCUGCCGGGGCUGUUGUGAAGAGGAAGAAGAAACAGUUGGAAAAGUUGAGCAGACAAUACCAUCUGCAUCUACUCCAGCAAAUAGUACUUCUACAUCAUCCAUUAUUGGUGGAACAAGUGCAGGGCCUUUCACAAGUGCAGUUUUUGGAAAAGGACCACCAAAGUCUCCAAGCAUUUUUGAAACUCCUAAAAUCUUUGGGGGUAGCACUGGAGGUUCUAGUCUUUUCGGGGGUGCUACUAAUUCCCCCAGUGUGUUUGGAGGCUCUACUGCUGCAACUGCUCCCAGUGUGUUUGGAGGAUCCCCUGCUCCUAACAGUUUGUUUGGAGGCUCCUCCAUUGCAAAUUCUCCCAGUAUGUUUGGUGGUUCUGCUACUAGUAGUUCUACCAGUACAUUUGGAGGCUUUACUGCAACUACCACUACUGCCAGCAGUUCACCUAGUAUAUUUGGCAGCUCUAGUGUCACUAGUAGUGGCAGUAUAUUUGGAGGUAAUGUUAGUGGAAGUAUAUUUGGUGGGUCUGCUGGUUCAGCUGGUGGACUCUUUGGAAAUGCCAAGACCUCAGGAUCACCAAGCAUAUUUGGUAAUGCUGUUCCAACAUCAACAGAAAAUACUACAUCAAGUACCACAACAAAAUCAACAGAAGGAAGUUUGUUUUCCACCAUUAGUAGUGGAAAUAUGUUAUCAUUUGGAGACUUAGCUUCACAAUCUAAUGAAAGUGGAUUUGGUCAGAAAAACACAGCAGCAGCAGAUGCAGUUUGGGCUGCGAAAGGACAACCAAUAUUUGGGAAAUCUCCAAAGAAGACUGGAGAUGAUGAUGAUGAUGUAGUUGAAAAUGAUCAUGAUCCCCACUUUGAACCUGUUGUACCAUUACCUGAUUUGGUGGAGGUGAAGACUGGAGAGGAGGACUUAGAAGUGAUAUUUAGCAACCGUGGCAAGCUGUAUCGUUAUGAUAGUGGCUCAAAACAGUGGAAAGAGAGAGGCGUUGGAGACUUCAAAAUCCUUCGAGACCCAGCCACAAAUAAAUACCGCUUACUGCAAAGGAGAGAACAGGUCCACAAAUUGUGUUGCAACCACUACCUAACAACCCAACUUCAGUUACGACCCAUGGAGACUUCAGAAACUGCCUGGUGCUGGUAUGCCAAGGAUUAUUCUGAGAGCUUAGAAGGCACAGAUGAGAAGCUAGCAAUCAGAUUUAAGACAAGUGAAAUAGCAGCAGAAUUCCAGAAGAAGUUUGAAGAAAGCCAAGAGAUCAUAAGGAAAAGUGAAGCAGAUCCUACAGGUAGCACAAACACAUCUGCUACAUUUGUCCUUCCACACCCCAGCAGUUCUGUUCAAAAAGAUGAAGAUGCAGAUGAAGAUGACGAGGAUGAAGAUGAUGAGGAGGAUGAAGAUGAUGACGACGAUGAUGAUGACGACGACGAUGAUGAUGAUGAUGACGAUGAUGAUGAUGAUGAAGAAGAGGAAGAGGACGAUGAGGAGGAGGAUGAUGAUGAGGAUGGAGAUGAUAAUGUAGUGAUUUUUACCAAGAGAUGCUCCUUGUCUAAAAAAGAAAAUGGUAGUUGGACGGCACUUGGUGCUGGGGAUCUUCACAUCCAGUAUGAUGAUGACUUCUUUGGGGCGAGGAUCAUCAUGACGUCAGAGUCUGGAGAAACCCUUGCUGAACAUAUUAUAGCUAUUCAAACCACAGUGCACAAAGAGGGCAAUUCAGCUACCUGGACUGUACUUAACUUAGAGCCACAACCUCAAGCAGUUACAACAUUCAAGGCUGAAUUUGCCAGUGUCAAAGCAUUAGAAGAAUUUGUUGCAGCUUUUCAUGAGGGCAAGGAAUAUGCAGAGAACUCGGGCAUUAUGGAACAGCCCAGUGGAGAAGUAGCCCCGGAAGAGCUGUACUAUGGUCAGGGUGCAGAUGAACAAGGCAUGAAAAAGGAAUCUAUGCCAUCAGCAUCUCAAAUGGAUUUAUUGGAAAACAAGAAAACACUGCCGUUUAGCUUUGGGCAGGUGUUGACUUGUGAUCCCAAUUUAACUCGAGAGCUUGCUGCGGCUCUCCAGGAACACUUUCCCACUUUAAACUCGGAAUUUGAGAAAGAAUGAUGGCUGGAAGAAAAAUAGAAGGUUAAAGGACAAGAAGGGCAUAUGCAUAUAGUAAUCUGCUGAUUUGCUUCAACAAAAGGAAUCAUAUCAUGAAAAGACAACUUUGAACAAGUUUUGAAGCUUUGAAGCUUUGAUAUACAAGAUUUCUAGAGACACUUCGUGAUGAAAGGAAGAUCUUUGUUUUAUUAUUUUUUUACAGCUGUGAUGGAUAUGUGAUCUUAACUUUGUGAAGUGUGAUGGUUUAUUUUAGCAGCCUCGCUUAAGUAAGGCAGUCCUUUCAUUUGAUAAGAGAGGAGAAAAUGUAAUUCCUUUUAGUUUAUAGAGAAACGGGAGAGGAAAUGCAAUGGUUACCAUGUAUAUUGAAUAUGGAGAAAUAGGAGAUUUUAAGCUUGUAACUUAAGUUUUAAACUUUUGCCUGGCCAUGAUUGCUAUAAGUAUCCCAGUAUAUUUUGUAAGCUUCAGUAGGUUAAGCUAUAUAGUUUUCUUAUCCUUGUGUUUUACUGUCUUACGUUGGUACAAAUGUCACAUAACUAGUGGCUUUGAGCUCAGGUGAUAUAUUUACUGGGCUCAUCCCAAACUUGCCUUACAUCUAGAAAGUUUGCAUUUCCAUUGGGCUAUUUCCUGUUGCUCAUAGUUGCUUGUUAUGCUACAAAAAUCUGUAUUCAUAAAGAGAUUAGUCCCACCACGACAUUUAUUUUUGGUUCCAUAAAAGUUUUAGAUGAUCAA
Messenger RNA from Penaeus chinensis, 10509 nucleotides. RefSeq names its product E3 SUMO-protein ligase RanBP2-like. The record is from RefSeq and is a predicted model, not a curated record. Lineage: Eukaryota; Metazoa; Arthropoda; Malacostraca; Decapoda; Penaeidae. Gene Ontology annotation, molecular function: protein binding; GTPase activator activity. Gene Ontology annotation, cellular component: nuclear pore; cytoplasm. The coding region runs from base 100 to 9783 and encodes 3227 amino acids. The transcript is spliced from 48 exons. Gene Ontology annotation, biological process: nucleocytoplasmic transport.